This is a messenger RNA of Malania oleifera, 432 nucleotides long. RefSeq lists its product as uncharacterized. The coding region runs from base 1 to 432 and encodes 143 amino acids. The record is from RefSeq and is a predicted model, not a curated record. The transcript has a single exon. NCBI's taxonomy places the organism in Eukaryota, Viridiplantae, Streptophyta, Magnoliopsida, Santalales, Ximeniaceae.
AUGGACGAGCAGAAGGUCCGCUAUGAUGCAUUUAAGAUGGCAGGGGAUGCAAAAUGCUGGUGGUUUUCUGCGAAGCUGCUAGAGGGACAGAGAGUGGUGAAAGAUGCGCUGACUUGGGAACGAUUCAAGGAGCUGUUCUUUGACAGGUAUAUUCCUUCGUCCACUAGAGGGGAAAAGGUUGAGGAGUUCACUAAUUUGACCCAGGGGAAUGUGACUGUUGGGGUGUAUGCGGCAAAAUUUGUGGAGUUGUCUUGCUUUGCACCCUUUAUGAUCCCUAAUGAGACAAGGAAGGCCAAAAUAUUCGAAAAAGGUUUGAGACAAAAGAUUUUUGAACUGGUGGUAGGGUUCUUGGUCCAGAAUUUUUCAGACUUGGUAGAUAAAGUUUCGGUAGUGGAAAAAAGCAUCGAGGGAGGUACAGAGCCAUCAGAGUAG